Siniperca chuatsi (mandarin fish) is the source of this 5145-nucleotide messenger RNA. RefSeq names its product shisa family member 8b (gene shisa8b). Gene Ontology annotation, cellular component: postsynaptic density; dendritic spine membrane; postsynaptic membrane. The record is from RefSeq and is a predicted model, not a curated record. The transcript is spliced from 5 exons. Lineage: Eukaryota; Metazoa; Chordata; Actinopteri; Centrarchiformes; Sinipercidae. Gene Ontology annotation, biological process: regulation of short-term neuronal synaptic plasticity; regulation of AMPA receptor activity. Bases 582 to 2006 code for a protein of 474 amino acids.
CCUCUCUCUGUCUAUCUGGCACUGUGGAGAGGUAAACAGGGGAGGAGAUCUCAUUUGGUCCCUGAACUGUUGCAGCGCUAAGUGCAGCCACACACACUCUCUCUCAUUCAAUUUCUCACACACACACACACACACACACACACACACACACGCACACACACACUCACACAGCACAUAGGGGUCUUGGCAGCAGGAGAUCCUAACAGUCCUGGACCGGUCUGGACUCACACCUGCCAGCACAGACUGAGCAGCGCUUAAAGAAGAAGAGAAGAAGAAGAAGAGGUGACACGGGAGGAGAAAAGACGGCGAAGAGAAUAAGAGGAGCAUGUCGUUUUGUGUUUGUUGAAUCCCCCAGAUCGAGCCCCCCAGCUGACGAUGGAGAACACAUGAGGAAGAGAGAGAGGUCUGCGGGGACUCUCUGGGGAAAAAUGCUGCUGAGUAAAGUUUGUGGAUAUUUCUACAGGGAAUUUUUAGCCCCUUGAACUUUGGGGAGGAAUCGCAGAGGAAGGUCGACUGUGUGCAGAUUGCAAAGAGAAAAAGCCUGCAGGUGGGACAUUGGACAGAAGGGCUCUUCCAGCAGCAUGGCGGCCACCAACCCUUCCUCCUGCUACCUUUUCCUCUUCUUCCUCCUCUCCUUCCUUAUAACUCAACCUGCCCUCACCCAAGACCCAUCCGUCACCACGGUGACGGUAACCGAAGGUGACCCGUUCAUCGUCCCCACCACGCUAGCCAACCAGACGACUCCUAGCUAUGUAGAGACCACUCAGAACACUCCUCAAGAGACAGGGCUGUCCACUCCCACCAGUGGCGGAGACGCAGACGACGAGGACGUCCCCCCUAUAGGUGGGACGCGUUGCCAGGGUUACUACGACGUGAUGGGCCAAUGGGACCCUCCAUUCAACUGCAACGCCGGCGUCUUUCUGUACUGCUGCGGGACCUGCUUCUACCGCUUCUGCUGCCAGUUUCGCCAGCAGCGGCUGGACCAGAGGAUCUGCUCCAACUACGACACGCCAAUCUGGGCCAACACCGGCAAGCCUGUGGCCACCAUCACCGAGGGCCAGGAGGACCAAGACCGGGACCGCACACACCUCAUCGUCUACAUCAUCUGCGGCGUGGUGGCUAUCAUGGUGCUGGUGGGCAUCUUCACCAAACUAGGUCUGGAGAAGAGCCGCGGAGGAAGUGGAGAAGGAGGAACGGGGGCGGUGCACACUGACCUUAACUCCAGGACACUGACAGACCUGCUGAAGCAGCAGGGAGGUGAGGUGAGCUCGGUGGAAAACGCAGGGGCCAGUUCGCCCAGCGGAGGGAGAGCCAACGGCAUCUCGGCCAGGAUGCUGCGCAGCAGGAGUGAACAGUACCAUCUGAAUAACUCAGCUUACGGGCCGUUUGGACAAGGGCUUCCAAACCCGCACAGAAACCACAGCACAGUGGGACUCAACAAAUAUACCUCCCUCAAAGCUGUGGCACACAGUGCAUCUAGUAGCUACUACAAGAGCUUCCCACUCAUGGACUUCUCCCAGUACCAGCCUGUGGCACCUCCUGCCUUCCAGCCUGUGCCUGUCCAGCCCAAAGAGAAGUCAUACAUCCACCAGCCUGUGUCAGCGCACCACGACCUCCACGCCCCCCUCUCCAUCUCCAUCCCCUCCAGCCACUUGGAGCACUCGCGCCUCCCCAAAACCACCACGCACCCGCUGCUCUCCAGCUCGGCUUUCAAAGAGUGGGAGCCGACUGGCCGCCAUGUCCACAGGCAAACCUCUGUCCCGGGGCAAUCCUCCUCCAUACACAGCUCCACCCGGAGACAUGGCUACUCAACCCGGAGGCAGCAGAGCAUAGAGAACAUGCCAGAUCUCUUUAGCCAGCCCUAUGGAGGGAUGUAUGGAGGAGCUGGAGGGGGGGCAGGGCAGGGACAGCAUGUACAGGGGCAGCACCCAUCUCAACCCUCCUACUACCACCACACCAGGCAGAAGAGCUACUCUACCCACAGUACGACUGAGGUGACCGUCUGAUCACCAAGGCCUCAGAGAGCGACCUGCUGCAAUGUUAAACAUACUAAGAAAAAGCUUUGGUGUUUGCUAAAUGCCAGAGUUUGGGACAGUUGGCCCAACAGGUGAGGGAUAGUAAACGGGGAGACUCAUUCAGACUUACGAGAUGAAAAGAAAUGUUUUGAUAAGUGGAAACAGUGAGAUUCAGGAGAAAAACAGCGUAGCAGAACCACCAUUCUUACAGACAAUGGACUCAGCUGGUAAAGGUUAUUAUUGGACUCCAGCAAGAGUCUUGUACAUUGAUCAUAUAAAGUAUAUAGACUCUACCUGAAAGGAAAUCUUCCAAGGUUGCUCAAAAUCACUUGCAGGCUCCUAUAGGUCACACAGCCUUCACAGAUUCACAACCACUACAGAUUCGGCGCUACACUGUGGUUUCAUUGUGGUUGUACAGGCCUUAUAGGAAUAGGGAUGAGAGGACAGAACAACAAAAAUCUUACUUGCACCAGCUCUUAGAGCAGGGAGGGUCGUGUCUGGAUGGUAACCCUGGAUUUGCGGAAACUCUCGCGAGAUUUAGGUUUAGGCAAUAAAACUACUUUGUUAGGUUUAGGAAAGCGCACAAUGAAGAAACAACGCGUACAAAUCUCGCAAGAGUUUCGCAAAUCCAGGGUUAUCAUCUAGACACGACCAGCAGGGAGCAAGCUUGAUUUUUUUCUGUGGUAAGGUUUUACACUUUGGUUCCCUCUCAGAUUUGGCAGGAAGGAAAAGUGAUAGCCAAGUAACUCCAGUUAAGUUUAGUUCAUUAGGUCAUGUAUAACAAUAACAAGCUGGCUCACGGUCAGGUUGGGUUGUUAAAAACACUACACAAUGAGCCUGGAGCUGACAAAAACUGCAGCCAGAGCCCACACUUUCUGACAUUGACAAUUCAAGGAGACAUUUGGUCAAAACAUGCAGUUAUUCCCAUUUGCUGCAGUUGAUGUAAAUGUGGGUUAUAACCUUUAAGAUCCAUUUAUGUGGUUCACCUACAGGAGUCAGACCUCAUGAACCAUUCACUUAAAUUUGGAGGUCCACUAAAAAUCUUUUACCUUUAUUGACAACCAGUAGGAACGGCAACACAUCAAUAAAACAUAUGUCCUUCUAAAUGCACAUUACGUUAAAAAAAGGGUAAUAUAUCCCUAUAAUAAAUACUGGAAUAAUUAGCUUUUUAUCAUUUGCUUUUUGGCACAAACAUGUUGGUGGUUGAGAAGUUUGGAAGUCCUUCAUAACUCCAGUCAGUGGUUUGUUUUUGCUCCCAAACAGCAUACAGUCUGAUUUGGAAGCCAAAAACCACAGCACCAGGCCAAAUAUGUUUUUAAAUUUGUUAAAUGACCUUGCUAUGACCAGUUUGUGGUUUGGGGCUGUUAAAAUCCAACAUAUUUUAUGCAUUAAUGGAGCAUAAGGAUUUCAAAUGAUACCCCAGUUGGAGCUAACUACCAGUUGAUUUAACAUUUUGUUACAUUUCAAAACAUGAGUAUAUCUAAAUUCGAGGCAUUAACAUUUUGAUUUGUUUUUGAUAUGCUGGACAUUUCUCAUUGUAAUCUACAUAACAUACCAUUUAGUUACAAUGUAGUCAUAAAUCAUCUCAAGGUAACACAGUUCAGGUCAUUUUCAGGCCCCGUAGAUGCCUUUUUGUGCAGUUCUUUGAUAAGUUCCUGUUCUUCUUGUAAAAACGCCGCUACUAUUUUGCAUCUCUCAGUCUACCUCCAUGCACAGCUGUUUUCUCCUCAUUUCUUUCUCACCCCCUUUUGGCCUCUCCCACCCUCUUUCCACAACGAAGCGCUUUGCAUUCUGUGCCAUCGGGCCAAGCAUACAGGGACAGCAUCCCCGGGGUCACAUUAACUCAACAGUGAGGACAAUGCCACCAUCAUGUCAGCUCCCAUCAACCUCUAUCCCAACCAAAGAGAGGGACAGGAGGAAAGAGAGGGACAGAGUAAGAGCCACAGGCUGGGACUCUUUAGAAAAGAAGAGAAAGGGAGGAGAGAGAAGAGAAAAAUAGAAAAACAAACAUACAUGGCUGUGUGUUUUCCUUCCUCGGGGGAAGGAAAGGGAAGGAGUCACUGUGGAUCUGGGUCUCUCACUACUGAACUGUCUGGGUCAUAACUCAAGAGUGUGGGGAUGUGUGUGGAUGCCUUUGUGUAAUUUCCAACCCCCAGGCGCCAUUGCAGGGGGAAUUCACUAAGGCAUUUUCAGGCCUGGAGUAUUGCAAAUUUCUCAUCUUGUCUCUGAAGCCUGGACAGCAAAGGACAUUGUGCAGAGCUGCUGCUGCAGCUAUGAAGUUAAUGCAACGCAUCCACCGUACUUGUUGGUGAAAGAUUAUGGCUGCAACACCCUCAGGAACUGUACGAUGAAGUGAACUGUUAACGAUGAUUGCACAUGUGUCCAGAAACACUUCUGUAAGGUUCUGUGAUAAUAUCUGUGCCGAAAGAGCAGAGAUGAUUUUAUGAUGCUAAACCUUUUAUUUGGUCAAAGUUUGAAGUCAAGCAAACAUAUAAAAGUUGGUCCAGAAGAGCUGGACUCACCAACAUUUAGUAAACUGUUUUAGCAUCUCUCUCUAACACACACACACACAUACACACAUACAGGUGCUAGCUUAGACUUCACAGUCCUGUACAGUCACAGUUAUGCAGGAAAUAAUGGGUCUGAGAUGUCAAACUAAAUUUCAAAUGUCUGUCUGAGCUGCAGGCUAAACCUUCCUCAAAUCCUUUUAUAUCAUACUGUACAUUAAGGAACUGUAACAUCUGUAAGCAACCAUGAUCCUCAAGGCAACAAAAGAGAACAUGAUUAGGUUAAUAUCUUCCCAGAUGCAGGACGUGUUAUCGAGUAAAUCUGGCAAAAUGAUCUCAACACCUUUUUAAGCCUGCAUUUGUUGAUUUUUUUUUUUUUGGCCACUUGGGGGCAGCAGAAACAGGCUGUGAACAACACUGACAUAUUAUCACCUUUUAAGUUGGCAUGGUGGCAAACAUGAUAGCAAACAGUUUCCUAUUUACACAUCUAGCAGAUACAUAGCAACAUUAUCAUUAAUUUGGAAUAAUGUUUCUGCCCAUGUGGUGCAAAUCCAAUAUUCACUUUCCUUUAGCUCUGGUUUGGUCUCUGCUAACUCCUGAGGGAACUAUCAUGCAGCUCUUUA